This is a messenger RNA of Coregonus clupeaformis (lake whitefish), 1631 nucleotides long. RefSeq lists its product as uncharacterized. Bases 314 to 1414 code for a protein of 366 amino acids. The record is from RefSeq and is a predicted model, not a curated record. The transcript has 2 exons. Lineage: Eukaryota; Metazoa; Chordata; Actinopteri; Salmoniformes; Salmonidae.
UGAUGUCUCUUCCAACGAGCUGCUCGGGUUGGAGUACCUGUUCAGCCAGAGCACGGGGGAAUCUGGGCCCUUCUCUCUUCAGGACAUUGUCAACGAUGGACCUGGUCCAGAAGAGGAGGUGCUCCGACCUGGGCAGCCUGAUCCAGAUGACGCAGACGAGGCGUACCAGAGCGAUGUGGAGGCACACGACCGUGCGCUGGAUGCCGUCCUGCCCCACAUCACACUCACCAGCGACGAAACCGCCACUGUUCACCCUCCGGCCUUUGAGGAUGCCUGCAGUCCAAACCCUCUUCCUGGCUUUCCUAAGUUGGAAAUGUUCUGCUCUGUGCUGGUGGAGAUUGGCCUGGCAGAAGAAAAGCUGUCACUCACCACCGAGCAGAGAAACCAGGUCCUUAAAGCCUGGAAUGCCGUGGAGGAGCAUGACAAGCAGCCACAAAAGUUCAACCAGUUGUACAGAACACACUGGGGCAACACCCUCUACUGCCGCACAAAAAGGGACGAUCUUGUUGACGCUGCUCUGAUACAGAGGGUAAAGAUGGCCAAGCGCUACGCACCAGCGCAACAGGACAUCAGUGCUCAGCACAACAGGCUGAUGUACACGCUGGUGAAACUGUUGUGGUUGCGCUCACCUCAAGGCUCUCGCAACAGUCCUGAGAAGAGAACCCUCUUGAAGGCGUACGAGCGAGUCCAGCACCGGAUUUUAGUGGAGGAUCCAGUCCUGUGCAAAGCAGGCAUUCCUCUACCCAAGAUUAACAGCAAGACUGUGCAGGACUUUAUCCGUCGCCAAGAGAGGCUCCUCAACUUGCACGCCACAAAACAGCCCUCCACCAUCACUAAGACCACCUCCAUCUCAUCUGCAGACCUUCCACCAGCACCACAUCAGCCUGCAGUCCUCCCUCCACCAGACUACCCCCUGAUGGAAUAUGUGCCCACACCCAGCACAGCAGGGACCAAGGUGUUAAAGGGAAGGACAGAUAUGAUGGCACCACUCUCCCGGCCUCAGCCACCGAUGCCACAUUUGCUACUGCCACCACCAGUGAGAAAACCCAACGCCCCCUCUACCAUCAACAGACCUGUGCCCUCCCUCUCUGCAUCUACAGCAACCCCAGGAAUUGCUGGCCCCUCCACAUGGCCCAUAAUGCCUGCUAGUGAGGCAAAUCCAGGGAUUGAUGGUCCACCUAAAUCAGUCCCUCCAACUCUGCCCAAAAUGCCUACUACAAUUGGCACAGCACACAGUAGUAGUACUUCAUUCUGGGCAAGAGCUACGCAAUUCAAGCGGAAGCAUAAGGAACACUCCUCAGAAGUAGGAGCCAAAGUGUCAAGGGUGCAAAAUCUCCUGUCUGUACACUCUGUGGCCAAACAACCCAGGGACAUAAAAAAAUACAAAAAAAGAGUUUCUGCCCUACAAAUAUGAUGUCCCCAUCAAAAGGUCUGGACAACAAAGUGUACAGCAGCUACGAACACUUCACCUCUGUUGUUGACAAGUUGUAGUAAUAUAAAUAUGUUGUAAUAAAUCUGUAAAUAUGGGACGGUUGCAUUGUACAUAUGGUAAAUAGGCUUUGAUUUUAUGACAUUUUAUAUUGUCUAACUUAUAUUGUCUACACUGUAGUGCUGUGUUUUUUAUAAGUGUU